This is a messenger RNA of Baudoinia panamericana UAMH 10762, 498 nucleotides long. RefSeq lists its product as uncharacterized. Bases 15 to 272 code for a protein of 85 amino acids. The transcript has a single exon. NCBI's taxonomy places the organism in Eukaryota, Fungi, Ascomycota, Dothideomycetes, Mycosphaerellales, Teratosphaeriaceae. The record is from RefSeq and is a predicted model, not a curated record.
ACAAACCCAUAGUCAUGGGUGCCCGCAUGCCUACAUUGUCCUCUCUACGGAUUCGCCGCCAGAGUCUUGGAAGUCAAGAGAUAACGCAAACUCCCUUGCAUUGGUGGUUUGUACGCAGGAACCACUUCCUUUCGCGAAUCACGCCGCGCGACUCCAGUGUCUCCUUCUCGUCCCGUCACAAGUGCAUCUCCACCUACCUGCAAGCACGGGGUUACGCUUGCGAUGCGGUCACACAUGCGGUAGUAUUACCGUUGUGCGCGGAUGGAUCUUGAUAAGAGAUGUGGGCCGGAGGAAGCGCGCUGCUCGAUCCAUCGCCGCCGCGAGGCCGGAAGUGGAAGCUGCUUCGAACAAAGCACUGAGAGGGUAGCGCUCACGUCCAUCAUAGCGUUUGAGUGAUCAACUCGGUCCAGGCAUGUCACGACUAAUGAGGCUGCGAUGCAGGCUUCAAGCGAAGCACUCAUCGUCCUGUCUAUUUGGACGUGGUGUCCAGGUCCUGAG